GAAGAGAGUGAUAGUACCCCUAAUUUAAUUAAAAAAAAUACAUGAUGUAAAAACAUGUUUGAAAUAUAAACUUUACGUGUUUACAAAGAACAAUGUACAUAGUCUUAGUCUUCGACCCAGCAUGUGUUGUGUUUCGCAGCUGCAUUCAAGCUAGAAAAAGGUCCUGCGAAUUUUAUUAUUAUUUGCUCGUUCAACCAGAAAAAAAUCAUGAGAAAUUCUCAGAGAUCAACUAAAGUAAGGCGGUACAACAAAUCGGAUCUUCCACGUUUGCGGUGGUCGCCUGAGCUUCAUGAACACUUUGCCGCCACAGUUGAAAGCCUUGGUGGAAAAUACAAAGCAACGCCCAAGCGCAUCAUGCAGAUGAUGAAUGUGAAAGGACUGAAGAUUUCUCACAUCAAAAGCCAUCUGCAGAUGUUCAGAAGCACGAAGGGCUGUAAUGAGGAUGAUGUGACGAUGGCGAAGGAGCAAUUGCGAGCAGAAAGACCACAUUUCAGUGAUUAUGGAGCCUUACCCAUCUGCUCCCUACAGUCCCAGAGGCAAUUAGGAAAUGGAUCGUUCAUCAAUUUCGAAUGUGAAAGUGAAAAUACCAAACACGAAUUAGCGUUUUCGGAGGAUUGCAGACAUACACAUGGGAAAAGGAGGAAUGAAGAAGAAAAUGGAAGCUUAAACGAAAUCUGUGAGCUUUCACUAUCCUUCACUCCCAAGGAAAUGGAUCAAGAGCAGGAAGAUGGGCAGAGCCACCUAUCUGAUACUUGUAUAGAUAAAAAUUUUCCACAUUUUCACUCUCCUGGUACCAAUCAUCACUUAAACUUGGACCUUACAAUCUAAUUUUCCUCUCAGGAAUUAUAACUAUUAAUAUAAGGAUCCUCAAUGUAUCUAUUUUUUUUUUU
Mangifera indica (mango) is the source of this 890-nucleotide messenger RNA. Its product is annotated as probable transcription factor KAN4. The transcript is spliced from 5 exons. The record is from RefSeq and is a predicted model, not a curated record. The coding region runs from base 208 to 828 and encodes 206 amino acids. NCBI's taxonomy places the organism in Eukaryota, Viridiplantae, Streptophyta, Magnoliopsida, Sapindales, Anacardiaceae. Gene Ontology annotation, molecular function: DNA-binding transcription factor activity; DNA binding.